This is a messenger RNA of Phialemonium atrogriseum, 1237 nucleotides long. RefSeq names its product concanavalin A-like lectin/glucanase. Gene Ontology annotation, molecular function: glutamic-type endopeptidase activity. The record is from RefSeq and is a predicted model, not a curated record. Gene Ontology annotation, biological process: proteolysis. The coding region runs from base 208 to 1050 and encodes 280 amino acids. Lineage: Eukaryota; Fungi; Ascomycota; Sordariomycetes; Cephalothecales; Cephalothecaceae. The transcript is spliced from 4 exons.
GCCCCCGCGAAGGAAGGAACGAGGGACUCUCCCAACAUGCGGUCCUGAGAGGGAAGGUAGAUAAGAAGCCCGUCUUAUACCCUCUCUCUCUCCCUCCCUCCUUCCCUGAGGCAGGUUGACGAUAACUUGGUUUUAUCUUCACCCUUGGACCGUCUUCUACAGACCGACCCCAACCACCUAGACAAAUUCCACCUUUGAGCCGCCAGAAUGAGGUAUACCAAGGUCUGCUUGCUUCUUCUCGGCUUAGCAGCCAGGGCGGCCCUCGCGGAGAUCACCUACACGGUUACUGCCAUACACAAGGGGAAGCCCGUCAAGCCCUCGGACAUCGUCCUGGAACGAAUCGAACCGGGGCGACACCAACUCACCACGGCAGCCAGACAGCCAAAGCCGAAAUCCAGAGGCGGGAACGCAAGAAGAUCCAACCCUACGGUCUACAGCACGAACUGGUGCGGUGCCGUCCAGCACAGCCCCUCGACCAACCCCAUCACCAGCGUCCACGGCUUUUUCCAAGUCCCGACCCUAUCCCAGCGCGCAGGGGUCACCUCUUUCCCUCAAUACGUAGCCCCUUGGAUCGGUAUCGACGGCGCCACGUGGAGCACGGCCCUACUCCAGUCGGGAACGACCAGUUCUAUCAAUUCAGCCGGGGUCCAGACCAACUGGGCAUGGCUCGAAUGGGUUCCGGAUGCCGCUUAUACCAUACCGAAUUUCCCUGUUGCAACGGGUGACUGGAUAGAAGUCCGGGUAUCGGCAUCAAGCUCAACCUCGGGACAGAUUUACAUUUACAACACGGACCAGGACUACAGCUACACGGUCACGCUGAGCAAUGGCAGCCCGCUCGGGCGCGUCGACGCCGACUGGGUCAUCGAGGACCCGGCCACGUCGUCGGGGCUCGUGCCCUUCGCCGCCUUCACCGAGACGUGGUUCGAGGAGGUCAGCGCGACAAGGAGCACCGGUACCGCUCUCGGCGUCGACGGCGCCACCCUGUACUACCUGACUGACAACAGGUGUGUGGCGACCGAGUAUGACAACGACAAUUUCUACGCCCAUUAGGCAUGGGCGGGAGUUGAUGGGUGAUUCCUCGGCGUUGUUUCUUCGAUAUUUUCUUUAUUUUCCUACUUGCUUUGCCUACUUCUUCAUAUGGGGGUCGAUCCGAUUAUCUCAAUUUUCUUCAUUUCUUCACGUUAACUGCAACCUGGUCAGGGACGGAAAGGGGCACGCGAGUCAUGAAUGAACAGCA